GCAGCUGUAUGUCUUAGAGACACUGUAAUAUCCGUGCAGAGAUCAAAGGGUUAUCAGGCGAGUAUGUCAGAUAGAGCUGACUGGGUGUCAUCGGCAAAGCAAUGGUAGGAGAUUCCAUGUGAGCAAAUAACCUGACCUAGAGAUGUGGUGUAUAUGAAAGAAGAGACAAGAAAAGGGGUCCCAUUACCGAGCCAUGGGGAACCCCAGGAACAGUGUUCUUUGGUAUAAGGAUGCUUCAUCCAAUACAAAAAGAAGUGAUUAUUCACUUGCAGCUUAAUAUGUAGAUCUCACCCUGUGUUGCAUGGCAUUGUAUUAGUAUUAAUUCUAUAAUCAAUACCAACACAGACACUCAUCACUAGUGAUUACUGGUGGUUUAAAUGUUCUGGUUGUUCGGGGUAUAUUGUGUGCACUGGAAAAAAAUGUGACCCAGUGUUUUCCUGAAGACACUCUAUGCGCUAAUACAGAGCUGUUGUGCCCUCUAGUGGAUAACCAUGCUCUUACCAUUCUUCUCUGCAUUCUUCACAGUUUUGAAGGAGAGACGUUGCGCAACAGGAGAACAAACAAUCUGAACUUCCUUGUUAUUAGUAAGUUUCGUUUCUGAGGAAGCAGAAGCUGCCGUUCAAGCUGGAGCAGAGAUCAUGGCAGGCAAAUCGUUCUCUGAUGAAGACUUUGCUUGUCCUGUAUGCUAUGAGAUCUUCACUGAGCCUGUAGUUCUGCUGUGCUCUCACACCAUUUGUAAAGCAUGUCUGACUCAUUCCUGGGAGGAGAAAGGCUUUCGAGAGUGUCCCAUUUGUAGAAAAAUCUCACUGAUUGCAGAUCCUCCUUGCAAUCUUGCUCUGAAGAACCUCUGUGAAGCUUUCCUGAAAGAGCGAAGCCAGAGAUCUUCACAGGGUCCUGAGAUCCGCUGUAACCUCCACAACGAGCUGCUGAAGCUCUUCUGCCUGGUUGACCAACAGCCGAUUUGUGUGGUGUGCCGGGACUCUAACAAGCAUCAGACUCACAGCUGUCGCACAGCUGAUGAAGCAGCAGUUGAUCUCAAGGAGGAGCUCAGGCGUAAACUGAAGCCUCUACUGGAGAAGUUAAAAGUAUUUGAAGAUUUUCUGCAAAAAUGCACUGAAACAGCAGAACACACAAAGUUUCAGGCAGAGAAGACGGAGAAGCAGAUUAAGGAGGACUUUUCAAAGCUUCAUCAGUUUCUACAACAAGAAGAAGCAGCCAGGAUAGCAGUGCUGAGGGCAGAAAAUGAGCAGAAAGGCCAGAUGUUAAAGAAAAAGAUUGAGGAGAUGAACAGAGAGAUACUGUGCCUUACAGCAACCAUUAGAUCUGUUACUGAGCAGAUCCAAGCAGACCACAUCUCAUUCCUACAGAGGUACAAAGCCACUCUGAAAAGAACGCAGUGUAACCUGAAGGAUCCUGAGACCCUCUCUGGAGCUCUGAUUGAUGUGGCAAAGCACCUGGGCAACCUGAAGUUCAGAGUGUGGGAGAAGAUGAAGGAUAUGGUUAAAUACAAUCCUGUGACUAUGGACCCCAACACAGCACACUCCAGUCUCUACGUGUCUCAUGAUUUGAGCAGCAUGCGUCUGAAUUCUGUCCAACAGGCCUGUCCUGCCAACCCAGAGAGAUUCAGCUUCUACCAGGUCCUGCUGAGCUCUGAGGUCUUUGGGCCAGGGUGUCAUUACUGGGAUGUAGAGGUGGGAAAGUGUGAAGAGUGGGCUUUAGGAGUGUGUACAGAGUCUGCCCACAGAGGAGAGAGGUUCCUGGAGAGCGGUGUGUGGCGUGUUUGGUAUUGCUCUGGAGUGUACCGGGCUGACUCGCCUGAAAAGCGCUACGUCACCCUUAGAGUGAAGCAGAGGAUCCAGAGGGUCAGAGUGCUUCUGGACUGGAGUGGAGGACAGCUCUUAUUCAUCGACCCUUUGACUAACAAACAACUACACAGCUUCACGCACAGCUUCACUGAGAGAGUCUACGCCACCUUUGCAAAUGGUAGUUCCAGCCAUUUUUUGAGAAUCCUGCCAUUGAGGGCUUGUUUAAUCCUGAAGGACAGCAGUACAGUGUAAAGCUAAAGAUAAACUUGAGUUUGGCUUUGUGUGCAGGUAGACAACUGGCUGCUUUGUGAGAAUAACUGCUCACUUUAUAGUGCACGAGUGGAGAAUUGCCGCAACAGCAAAGACAGAUUAGAAAGAUGCGAGUAGGCAUUUUUCUGCUUUUGUUUAUUGUUAAUUUCUGAGGAUUCGCACAAUAUCUCUAGCCUAAAUAUAUCUGAAACAAAUUAGGGGUAAAUGGUUAUGAAUAGGGCUGAGUAUUGACAAGAACUUGUCAUUGAUCCAAAGUUUUUUUUAUUAUUAUUAUAUACAGCCCUGGAAAAAAUUAAGAGACCACUUCAGUUCCUGAAUCAGUUUAUAUGAUUUUGACAUUUUUAGUUCAGAAAUCUAUAUUUGGUGAAAUAACCCUGGUUUUAAAUCACAGAUUUCAUGCAUCGUGGCAUGUUCUCCUCCACCAGUCUUACACACUGCUUUUGGAUAACUUUAUGCCACUCCUGGUGCAAGAAUUCAAGCAGUUCAGUUUGGUUUGAUGGCUUGUGAUCAUCCAUCUUCCUAUUAAUUAUAUUCCAGAGGUUUUCAAUUUGGUAAAAUCAAAUUGAUUUAAUUGGUCUCAUUUUUUUCCAGAGCUGUAUGGCAGACAGUACACUACAUUUUUUUUAAAUCAAAUUUUCUGAUAACUUUCAUAAUAUAACCAACACAGUACCAUUUGCAUAAAAUCUGAGAAAAAAAGAUUCAACUUUUAUCCAAUCAGAGGAGUGUGAUCUUUUAAAGAGACAAAGCAUAAAAUUGACCAAUGUCUGCCUUAAUUUUUUUUUCACGUAAACUCAAGAAAUCUGGUGUGAAAGGGACUUGGGAUGUAGUGAAACAUGAUAAUGAGUAUAAACUUUUGUCGAAUUCCCACCUCUGUUCACCCUCAGCAUUUCAAAAUACAGUGCUUUUAACUGAUGCUCCCAACAGUCUUACAAUGAGUAUAGUGUUGCUAUUUGUACACCAAUAACAAGCUCAAAUUAGCUCUACACUUCAUUGGUAGAAUUCUGAGGGGCCUCACACUUAAAACAAGGCACUGAGAACUUCUCAAAUGCACCAGUAUUUUUUACACACAGUACCUUGAGGUAGUUCUCAGGGCAACUCCAUUUUAAAAUUAAGUCACGAUAAGUCGACCCAUGAGCACAAACAAAACUACAGCUGAUAAGUCACGUUUAUGCCAUUUGUUGUAUGGUGAUCUUCAUUCUCAUCUUGACAGUCACCAGAUAGUUUCAGCAAUAGCAUUACUGUAUGUAUAAACAGUGUUUUUGAUAAACCACCUGUGUACUUUCUAAGUUCUCCGUGCCUUAUUUUAAAUGUCAGGGCCCUUGGAAUUCUACCAGUGAACUGUGGAGAGACUUUUUUGUAGCUCUUGUUGUUGUAAAUGGGAAUAAGUUUUGUUGUUUCCAUGUAAAAGGUCAGAACGCCCACUCUGACUUCCUCCGAAUAGUGCUGUAAUAUUACAUGAAACAACAAUGUAAUACAUGACAGCACAGAUAAGGAUAAAUGCUAUUGUUGUUUUUAAGUUCUUUGGAAAAUGUGAUGCCUCGCUUCCAUGAAUUAUUGCAUCAAAUGUCAAAAGGGCAUCAAACCUGUAGAUCCAGUUACUGAAUCAAUUUGUUUAAAUCCAGCACCACCAACAGCAGCAGCACACUUGAUGUAUCUUACUAUAUAUAGUUAUAAUGAACAAAACCUGGUUUUGGAAGUUACUACACAUAAGACUGAGCACACUUAAAUAGUGGUUGUUAAUCAGUAUAUAUAUAUAUAUAUAUAUAUAUAUAUAUAUAUAUAUAUAUAUAUAUAUAUAUAUAUAUAUAUAUAUAUAUAUAUAUAUAUAUAUAUAUGGUUAAAAAAUCAGUACAACUUAAAAAUAAGGCUCCUUUAUAAAGGGUUUAUAAAUAUUUUAUAAAGGAGUUUGUAAUGCGUAUAAAUUAAGUUGUAAAUUCUUUAAAAACAUUAUUAAACACUUGAUAAACACAUAGAUAGAAGAACAACAGUGACAAUUACUUUUUUAACAUAUCUAUAAAUAUAUAAAAUAUAUUUAGUCACUUAAUAUGUUAUUUUAGUUAAAUGAAUAAAGUUUUUAACAGAAAUGUUAAUGAUAGCUGAUGGAAAAGAAAAAGUAAGAUAAGCAUCUAGUAAGAUGUGAGGUUUAACAGUAUAAAUGAAUGUGGAAUCACUAUUUGGUUCACAACAGUCCACUGUUGCCCUUUCUAUUUAUGUGUUAUAACUGAUUAUUAAUGGUUUAUAACCUUAUUAUUAGCAUUAAGACACUUUUACAAACUAUUUAUAAACCAUUUAUAAAGGAGGCUUAUUUUAAAGUGUUACCAAAAAAUCUUAAAAACAUGAAGGAAGGUUAAUUGUGUUUAUUCUAACAUUACUGUCCAGUCUGAAGAUUAAAUUUCUCACACUGGUGUACCAUGUGCUUUUGUGUUAUGAUUUAUGUUGUGUUAUGAUUUAUGUAUGGAUGUUCUUAUUUUAAUCUAAUUUGCUGUUAUUUUUAUCCUUCUGAAUCUGGUAAGCUGGAAGCUGGUAAAACUAGUUAAACUGGUUGGCUUGUUUUGCUCUUGACCUACAUAGGAUAUAUUUUCAUUUAAGUUUGAUGGCUGGUGAUGAUGAGCCCAACCAAGUAUGACCAGAUCAUCCAAACUAAUUAACCACUUUGGCCAGAUUUGUUACAUUUGCUUUUACUACUUUUACUUACCACUACAACUUAUUUUUAAGACUUAUUUUACUGCAGUUAGCUCUUUUUUACCCAACAAAAAAACAGAACAAAAUAGCCAGGACAGUUAAAUCUAGUUAAGCUGGUGAACUUGGUUGGUCAGCUUUGCUCCUGACCUGCAUCAAACAGGUUUUUAUAUUAAUUUUGGUGAGUUUAUUGACCAGCCUUAAUAAAACUGUCAACCAAUAAAACCAAGCUGGUCUUAAGCUGGAUUUAGCAGGGUAUCACUCCAGAUGAUGUGUUCUGUGUCUGGCAUACAGUCUGUAUACUAUAUUUACACACACAGUUUAUAGCAAAUGAAAUAAUAAAAAUUGGGUUACGGAUGGAUUCUAAAUUGGGAGUUAUAUGUAGGAGGUUCUGUAUGAAUAUGGAAGCACUGAUUAGUUAAUGAAGCUCAUUUGCAUGUUGCCAAACUGUUAUUAUGUUUGUUUUAAAUAUUUAAAUAUUUUUCUGCAAUAUCACAUUUAAAGUUCUUGAGAAUUUUCCAUAAUUUAGCCAGGUAUAAAUCAUCACUAUAGAUUAAUAUUAAUUGUGUUUGUUCUAAUAUUACUUUCCAGACCAAAUUUUAUAUAAUCUUAAACAGUACAGUAGCUGACAAUGUGUUAUUUUAGCCUACUGAAUUUUUUUUUUUAGCAGCCAAAGCUAAAUUUUCCAGUGUUAAAUCAACAUUGAUAAUGUUAAAUAAACCACUUUUAGUAUUAAUCUUACAUUAAAGACAAGCUUAGACCAUCUAAAAUCCGACUACCAACAAAAAGUUGGUACCAACGUAACUAAAACAUUAUUUCUAUAACAUUAGAGGCUAAACUUCCUGGAAUUUAGCAAUGUUCUUAUGUGUUUUCUUUUAGCUGGGCUGAAUAAAGCAGUCAACGAAUAUGACUUAACAGGUUUACCAUCUUUAGCAGCUUGACUGAACCAGUCAACCACUAUGACCAGCCUGACAAUCUGCUUGGUCAAGCUCGUCGUGCAGAUAGACCAAGUAGUUUAUUAAAACUAUGCAUAACUAGCUUGGUUUCAACCAUUUUCAGCAUCAAAGACCAUCUUAGACCAUCCAAAAAUCCGACUACCAGCUAAAAAUUGGUCUUGAUUCUUAAAUAUGUUUAAAUACAGUAUAAUAUUACUACUGUACAUUAUAUUUACCAUAUUUGGCAUUGGAACUGCUUAUUACACAAUCCUUAAGUUUCUGAAUGAGUUCCUGUAUGAAAAUGGAAGCACAGCUCACAUAAUAAACCCCAUUGUCAUGGAACUUGUAAAAACCUAGUCUAACUGGUCUGAUGUUUCUUUUUAAAAAUGUACUUGGUGAUGCUCAUUUUUGCUCUAAAUCUGUAUAGGGCAUGAUAGGGCAUGUUUUUCAUGUUAGCUAGACUUUUUAGUGUAGUUUUACAGCAUGACCAGGUCAUGAGGUCUUCCAGGUAGCAAUUUUUGGUUAGUAGAACGUUUUCUAAAGAUUACAUUUAAUAUACUUUUUUCAAUCUGUCAAGCAUCCUAGAUGAUCUUUUUAAAAAUACUAAAAAUAGAGCAUUUUUAUGUAACAUUUUAAACAUCAUGGUAAUGUCGCUGCAACGUCACUUGUGUCAAUGUUUUAUUUAUUUAUUUUUUUCUGAAUGAUUAUUUUUUUUAAGGUUUCCCUAAUGUUAGUAUUCAUCUAGCUGGGAUCGUUAUGUGAGAAAUGUUCUAAUAAUGUUGUGAUGCAAACCAUUACGUCACAUGUUUUCAGAACGUAACUAAAACAUUAUUUCUAUAACAUUAGAUGCUGAACCUUUUCAAAACAUUGCUAAAUGUUUUUAUAGUGUUUUUCUUUUAGCUGGGCUAAAUAAAACAGAUGUAAAUAAA
Molecule: messenger RNA, 6618 nt
Organism: Astyanax mexicanus (Mexican tetra)
Lineage: Eukaryota; Metazoa; Chordata; Actinopteri; Characiformes; Acestrorhamphidae
Product: E3 ubiquitin-protein ligase TRIM35
Exons: 6
Coding region: 639-2057 (472 amino acids)
Molecular function (GO): protein binding; zinc ion binding
Source: RefSeq, a predicted model, not a curated record